AUGGCCCCCGAAAUCGAAUACAUCCUCUCCCUCCAAGCCGUCCGCGAAAGGGCACACGCCGUCCUCUCCAUCGCCAAAACAGGCGGCCUGAAGCAUUUUGACUUUGACGAAGACAAGCUGAACGAUGCGGCGGACUAUGUGAUUGACAUCAUCAAGCGCGACUUCGGCCCAAGCAACUACCACCACAUCCCGCCCCAUGGCCGCUGGCAACACUUCGAAGUCGGCAAUGUCCCGCGCAUCGACCGCUUACUCGCCCACUGGGAUAAACAAGGGUACAGCGCAACCGAGAAGGCGCGGAGUCUAGUCGACCUGUUCUUCGUGUCAGUCCUUCUUGAUGCGGGGGCGGGGGAUGUGUGGAAGUUCCAUGAAAGCAGCUCGGAUGCGUUUUAUUCGAGGAGUGAGGGGAUUGCGGUUGCUUCGUAUCAUAUGUUUUUGGGGGCGAUUUUGCUGGCUCUAGCUCCCCGAGGAAGGAUAUUGUGGAUGGACGGGGCCUCCAAGCACUCGAUACUGCGACAUUGA
Monascus purpureus is the source of this 519-nucleotide messenger RNA. Lineage: Eukaryota; Fungi; Ascomycota; Eurotiomycetes; Eurotiales; Aspergillaceae. The record is from the annotation of a GenBank genome assembly.